AUGCCCAAGAAAGUACUGCUUGGUUUUGGCAUUGAUGUUGAUGCUGUCGCAGGCUGGAUAGAUACGCAAGAUGGGUCGACCUGUGACUCUGUAAAGAUCUCUAGGGGCGUUUUUGGGGCAGCUGUUGGAAUUGAACGACUCUUGGACCUUCUAGAAAAGCACAGCAUCAAGGCGUCCUGGUUUGUGCCAGCUCAUACCUGCGAAACGUUUCCACGGCAAGUAACAAGAAUCCGUGAUAGUGGACAUGAAAUAGGACUACACGGAUACACGCAUGAAUAUGUCUCCUCUCUGUCUCGGGAUCAAGAGGCCGACGUUCUGCGCAAGUCAUUGGACGUCAUGACCGCAUUCUUGGGCUAUAAACCCAGAGGCUGGACAGCUCCGGGUUUCACUUGCUCGUCCUCGACGGUGCAACUCCUGGAAGAGGCAGGAAUCGAGUACGAUCAUAGUUGUAUGCAUCACGACUGCUUGCUAUACUAUACUCCUUAUUCGGACUACAAGGCUCAAACGACAGACUAUGCUCAGUCAGCAGGAACUUGGAUGCACCCCACGAUGAAUCCCAAGAUAUCUAGCAUUGUCACGGUCCCUGCCAACUGGCAUCUCGACGACUGGCCAGCCUUUUCGCCCGGGGAUGGAGGCAGCGACGGAUUCAUCGACCCUGAUGUUGUUUUGAAAAUGUGGAAGACCCACUUUCUUUAUUACUAUCAGAGACAUGACGAAGUAGUGUUGCCUCUCAGUCUGCAUCCACAGAUCAGUGGAAAGCCGCACGUUUUGAAUAUGAUUGAGCAGUUUAUUGAGUGGGUCAAUGGUUAUGAAGGGAUCGAGUGGUCUACUUUUGGAGGCAUGGUAGAUCGCUUCAAAAUGCACAAUUUUGCUCGCUGGCGCGGUUUGGAGGAGGAUGGUACGCACGUCUGA
Molecule: messenger RNA, 912 nt
Organism: Pestalotiopsis fici W106-1
Lineage: Eukaryota; Fungi; Ascomycota; Sordariomycetes; Amphisphaeriales; Sporocadaceae
Exons: 3
Coding region: 1-912 (303 amino acids)
Biological process (GO): carbohydrate metabolic process
Molecular function (GO): hydrolase activity, acting on carbon-nitrogen (but not peptide) bonds
Source: RefSeq, a predicted model, not a curated record